This is a messenger RNA of Podarcis muralis (Common wall lizard), 1726 nucleotides long. Lineage: Eukaryota; Metazoa; Chordata; Lepidosauria; Squamata; Lacertidae. The record is from RefSeq and is a predicted model, not a curated record.
AACCCACGGGACCAGCACACUGUGGCUGGAGGCAGCAAUGGCCGAAGAGAGGGUCGGGAGGCAGGCUGGAGCCCCCUGGAGGGGGAGAGGGAUAUGCCCUGCCCUGCUGGCCUCACAGUCAACUCCAGCAACAGGCUCAUUCAUCUCCCCACUCCACUUUUGGGAACAUCUGUAUGAUUUUCUCAAGUCUCCUGGCAGUUCAUCCCCAGCAGAGUGACAUUCAGAAGUUGAGCCUGUCAAUCAUCCUUCGAUGCUGAGAGUCAGACUGCAAGCGAGAUGAAAGGACACGGAGGAUUGAACCAGCUGGGCGGGGCCUUUGUGAAUGGCCGGCCCCUGCCAGAGGUGGUGAGGCAGCGCAUUGUAGACCUGGCACACCAGGGCGUGAGGCCCUGCGACAUCUCCCGACAGCUGCGGGUCAGUCACGGUUGUGUCAGCAAAAUCCUUGGCAGUAGGUACUACGAGACGGGCAGUAUACGGCCAGGGGUGAUCGGGGGCUCCAAGCCCAAGGUGGCAACCCCCAAGGUGGUGGAGAAGAUUGGAGAUUAUAAGCGGCAGAACCCCACCAUGUUUGCUUGGGAAAUCCGGGACCGGCUGUUGGCAGAGGGCGUCUGCGACAACGACACUGUUCCCAGUGUCAGCUCCAUCAACAGGAUCAUUCGCACAAAAGUUCAGCAGCCAUUUAACCUCCCGAUGGAGAACUGCAUGGUGCCCAAAACAUUGAGCCCUGGCCAUAACCUCAUCCCCAGCUCAGCUGUGACUCCUCCUGAGUCACCCCAGUCAGACUCUCUGGGCUCCUCCACCUACUCCAUCAACGGCCUUCUAGGGAUCGGCUCCCCCAGCAGCGACCACAAGAGAAAAAUCCAGGACACAGGUGACCAGGAGAGCUGCCAGCUCAGCACAGACUCUCAAGGCAGCAGCACCCACCACAAGCACCUGCGCAGCGAGGCAUAUGGGCAGCACCUCCUGGAGUGCCCUUUCGAGAGACAGCACUUCCCAGAGGCGUACGCUUCCCCCAGCCAUGCCAAGGGAGAACAGGCAGGUAUCUAUGCUGUGCCCCUGCUCAACACAUCCAUGGACGACGGGAAAUCUAUGCUCACGCCUUCUAACCCAUCGCUGAGUCGUAACCUGGCAGCCCAUCAGACAUACUCUGCUGUUACAGGGCGUGAAGUAGUGGGCUCUACCCUUCCAGGCUACCCUCCCCACAUCCCAACUGGCGGGCAGGGAAGCUAUAGCUCAUCUGCAAUUGCUGGCAUGGUGGCAGCAGGGAGUGAUUAUUCUGGCGGCGCCUACAGCCACGGCCCUUACACCAGCUAUGGAGAGCCCUGGCGAUUCCCCAACUCUGGACUGCUGGGUUCCCCCUAUUACUACAGCUCAUCUUCACGGGGCCCUGUACCUCCCAACACCACCUACGACCACCUGUAGAUGAUGCAGUCCCUCUGGGAGCCAGGCCAGCUCUCCUGGGCCACUCUGUUUACAGCCCAGCGGCAACAAAGAGGGAGGUGGACUGGUUCAAUCUGCAGAGUGCCCCAGUGGGCAAUGGAAUCCACACAAGCAGUUGCAGCAAUUGCAAGCAUGCAAGGCCAUCCUGCUACCCAUGAAGCUGGGAAGGAUGGAGGAGCAGGUGGCAUUGAUGUGCUUGCGUCCCCGGACUCUAAAAGUGAGGACAGUCUAAACACCUUGAAAUCGAGGAACUCAAACCAAUGAAAUCAAGUGAUGCUUUAUGAAG